Messenger RNA from Fraxinus pennsylvanica, 357 nucleotides. Lineage: Eukaryota; Viridiplantae; Streptophyta; Magnoliopsida; Lamiales; Oleaceae. The record is from the annotation of a GenBank genome assembly.
AUGGAUUCGAGUGGGGAGCUGUCUGUGAUCAGUGGAGGGAAUGUGAAAUUGGCAUCUGAUGUGAGUGAGGUGGCGAGGAAUUCAAGGAGAAAGAGGGAGAGCAAUGGGAGUGGCAAGAGGGAGAAUGUUAGUGGUGGGUAUAGCCAAUUAGGGAGUGAAUCUGGGUACGGGAGUGAGCCAUGGUAUCGGGAUGAUAUGGAGCUUGGAUAUGACGAUGAGGUUGACGAGGAAGAGGAUGAUUCGAGGCUUUUGUUUUGGGAUGCAGAAUUUGGAGGUACCUUCUACUGUGUAACUUGUACUUCUGCAGGAAUUUGGAAUUUUCAUUCACUUGAGAUUUUAAUUAAUAGUAAAGUAUAA